UGGUGGGGUUGGAAACUGUGAUGAUGAUAAGGAGAUAGGAAGAGAGGUUUUGAGAAAUGUAAGCAGGUACUGAAGCCAUUAAGCAAAAGAUUAGAGAAAGAAACAAAGGAAGUGGGUUUCUUUUUUCUUUAUAUAUAUAUAAAUAUAUAGAGAGAGAAUGAGUUAGUGUGGCGUGGGGGGUUUUGGGGUGAGGACUGAGGAGGAAGAUAUGCACAAAACCAAGCCAACAUCAAUUACCACUGACUGUUUCUCUGCUCUUUACCAAAUCCAAAAAGUCUUUUUGUCAUUAGAUAAAGUCGGGAUCUCUAUGUUGAUGAUGUGGAUACCAAAGAGGUGGUCAAUAAGGGAAGCUAGAUUCAAGCUUAAGGUCAUCUUCAAAAAUCUAUUUUGCACAUUCAAAAUCCCCAUAUAUUAUUGGUUGCCAAUCAUUAAGGAAUUCUACUGAAUCAAUAGUCGAACAAGCAUCUUUGACUGCAAGUUUAGGCUUAUAGAUGGGGGUUCCACAACAUUUUCAUGGUUCCAAAAAAUUGACCUUUCAACUUCAAGAUCAGGAUUCUUCUUCAACUCAGUCAACCAGUCAAUCUUACCCUGAAGUAGCUAGCAUUGAAGAAGGAUUUAAUGAUUCUCAUGAGAAAGCUGAGGGAGGCCACAUCAAACUAGCGUCAUCAAUGGGAACUCAGGAUUUUAUCUUCCCUUCACAAGUUGACUAUAGCCAGUCCCUUGGUCGAUUUCCUAUCCAUUUUGCUGAACCUUAUUAUGGUGGUUUACUGGCUGCUUAUGGUCCACAGACAAUGAUUCAUCAUCCCCAGGUGUUUGGAAUGGCUUCUGCGCGAGUGCCACUGCCUCUUGAAUUUACAGAAGAUGAACCUAUUUUUGUCAAUGCUAAACAGUACAAUGCAAUUCUCAGGAGGCGACGGUACCGUGCCAAGCUUGAGGCUCAAAACAAACUCAUCAAAGCUCGUAAGCCAUAUCUUCAUGAGUCUCGGCACCUUCAUGCACUGAGGAGGGCUAGAGGAUCUGGUGGACGCUUUCUCAAUGCGAAAAAGCAUCCGGAGUCUGGUAUUCCCACAAGCCAUGGACUGGAUACUGCAGGCUCAGGCGAACUUCAUUUGGCUGGAAAUAUGUCAGAAUCUGAAGUUCAUCAGCCUGAAAAUCACAGAGAUGGUGCUUCUACCACUUCUUGCUCAGAUGUCACAAGUGCUUCCAAUAGUGACGACAUCUUCCAGCAGCCGGAAUUCAAGUUCUCUGGCUACCCUUCUCACAUUAUUCGGUCCAUGCAAGGGCGCUCUGGUAGUAUGCAUGGUAGUGGAAGCCAUCACCAUGUUUCCGUCCUUCUGUGAGAGAAGAGGCAUGCUUCAGCAGUCUGUGUUUGGUACCAAUCAGAAGACACAGCUGCUAAUAUUCCCUUGGGAAGUCAUCCUUGGCUCAGUUAAUUUGUGUUUUUUCUUUUUGGGUUCAUUGCUUGCAAACUUAAAUUUUCAGAAACCGAUGAUCUGACUCGACUGGUUUAUGCUGUUCUUUUUGUGGUUGCAAAUACAUGUGCAUUGAGGAGUUAUGGAGAUUGAUGACAAAUUCAACAUGAUGCUACUUUGGGUGCAAUUCUGCUUGUUUGUCAAUGUCAUCUUAGUUUUAAUUUCUAGAGUACUUACCUUGGAGGGCUUAACUCCUCUCAACUUCUUGUUAAAUAAUGAUUGAUUUUAGUACUUUGUUGCUGAAUUGGUGAAUGUAUGCCAGUCCUCCAAGGGAUUGGAAUUUCGAGUGUCUUGGAUUGGAUGUUAGCACAUGUUAUUUCUCCCAUCUAUGUGUUUAUGGAAGUACUAGGAAAUUGAAUUUGAUUUUUCUUUUUUA
Messenger RNA from Jatropha curcas, 1848 nucleotides. Lineage: Eukaryota; Viridiplantae; Streptophyta; Magnoliopsida; Malpighiales; Euphorbiaceae. The record is from RefSeq and is a predicted model, not a curated record.